Molecule: messenger RNA, 1358 nt
Organism: Rubroshorea leprosula
Lineage: Eukaryota; Viridiplantae; Streptophyta; Magnoliopsida; Malvales; Dipterocarpaceae
Source: the annotation of a GenBank genome assembly
GCAUGGUGGGCUAUCUCCUCAUUUGAACAACUUGGAUCAAAUCCGCAAUAUUGCUCGCCCUGUCGAUAUACCAGAUCAAGGUCUUCUCUGUGAUCUCUUGUGGGCUGAUCCUGAUAAAAAUGUUAAAGACUGGGGAGACAAUGAUAGGGAUCUCUCAUGUACAUUUGGGGCAGACACGGUUGCUGAGUUUCUUCAGAAACAUGACCUUGAUCUCAUCUGCAGAGCUCAUCAGGUAAUGAAAUUCAGAUUGAGAUUGACCUUCCUAUAGCUGGCUUUGACAAGUAAGCUCCUGCUUGCAUUUUUGGAAAAUUUUCCAUAUGUUUUAACUGAAUUUCCACUAAUUGAAAUCAUUUAAUGCUCAGUAUUGCUUUAUUAACACCAUGUGCUCAUAUCAGCGCCGCUGGAAACCAUUUUCUUGGUGUUGUACAAGAUGGUUAUGAGUUCUUUGCAAAUAGGCAGCUGGUUACCAUAUUCUCUGCACCAAACUACCGUGGUGAAUUUGACAAUGCGGGUGCCAUGCUGAGUGUUGAUGAUACUUUGACAUGUUCCUUUCAAAUACUCAAGUCUUCAGAGAAGACAGGAAAAGCUGGAUUUGGCAACAAUAUGUUGAGACCAGGGACUCCACCUCACAAGGGUGGGAGGAGUUAAUCAGUCUCCAAAGGUGUGAAUGAUAAGAUCUAAAGCGCACAUGGGGUUGCUCUGUUCUCCAUUUCGUUUCCAAGCUGUCCAGAGUCAAAUCAAUUUCCGCCGCCUGCCAUAGCUUCAACACAGUGAGGUAUUGAUUAUGGUGUAGCAAAUAAUGACAUUCCUGAAAAAGCUGAAGACUUGCCUCUAUUGUUCAAACAGAUAUGCCAACCUAAGAGUGACUCACUUCUGCAAGCUGCAAUUAUGGUGCUGAUGCUCUCAGUCAAGAAUGCUUGCAAAGUGGGUUGGUUUUCGGAUAGAGAGACUAAUGAGCUUCUCAAACUUGCCAAUGAUGUAGGAAGUUGCUUUUGUAGCCCAGGAGGUAUUAACAUUGGACCUAGCAAUUUGUAGGCAAAUGUUUCAGAAAUUAUGUCUCGUCUUCCAUCAAUUGAGAAGACAAACUUGCUUUUGAGGGAAUAGUUUUUCUCACUAGGCUUUACUUUUAUUGCUCUCUUAUUUGAUUGAUUGAAAUCCUGGAGCUAGUUUAUAGUAAGAGUAGUGGAAUUUUGAAUAGUCAAUUAAUCUAUCUUCUAAUCAAUGUUAGUUCAUUUGAUUGUCCGUUAAAUUUGGCCUUUUCCUUUGAGUGACUUGCUAUUUUCCAACUCCAUGAGAGAAAUCCUUUGCCUUAAAUAGUUAUUUACCUGUGAGGAUAUGGAGUUGAGGCUUUUACUUUG